GCUGCACUAAUUUACCUUCCUACCAACAGCAUAUAAGAGUUUAGUGUUCUCUGAAACUUCCCAGCAUUUGUUAUUUUUUGUCUUUCCAAUGAUAGCCAUUUAUUCAAACUGGAGCAAGAUUAUAUCACAUUGUAGGUUAUUACAAUUAUAAUUGCUUACAACAGGCAUGCUCUCACACAUCUUCAGUGUUAACACACUGUUUAGUGGGUAAUUUGGUCUACUCUCAGGACAACUUUUUAAAAAAUACAAGUCAUUAAGAGUUAUUUAAGGAAAAGUGAAAUACUAAGCAUUUGUCUUUGCUAUCUUUACAGAUCAAAUAUGAAAAUAGCAGUGAUCAGCACCAAGCUCCUUAUGGAGAAAGAGCAUGUGAAAUCUUUUCUUAGCACUCUUCCUAUGAGGCCAGGACUCAACAGAAAAUACAUUCCUGAAACACCCAUAAGAAUUCCUACUUCAAACCCACAGACUUCAAAUACCUGCAAGAACUAUUUAACUGAGGUGGCUGUGAUUCACUGCAAAGGACAUCAAAGAGGCUGUGGUAACCAAAGAGCAGACGCUGCGGCUCAGCUCCCGGUCGUGCCUUUAACCCUGCUGCCCACUGUGUCCUUUCCGCAACCGGACUCGCCAGACCACCCAGAAUACGCCCCUGAGGAAGAAAAUCAAGCUUCAGAUAUUCAGGCCAGUAAAAAUCAGGAAGGAGGAGUAAAAUUGGCCCAGCUUCUAAGGAGCCAUUUCAAGAUCCCCCACCUUCAGGACUUAGCUAACCAAGCAGCUCUCCAGUGUACGGCUUGUGCUCAGUACCUGCAGUCUCUCCAACAAGUACAAGACAUCAUCCAGCCGCUUGUCCGGGGAGCUCAUCCCAAUCCAGUUCCUGACCAGACGGGUGACCUGGUAUAUGUUAAAAAAUUCCAGAAGGAAGGACUCACUCCUGCCUGGAAAGGACCUCAUACUAUCAUCCUCACUACACCAAUGGCUCUGAAGGUGGACGACAUUCCUGCUUGGAUUCAUCACUCUCGCAUCAAAAAGGCCAACAAAGCCCAAACCUGCUGUACCCACGAAGAACAGCGCGAUCUGCCGAUCAUGGGAGCAGGAAACGUCGACAUUGCUGCAGAGUUUGGACACACCAGAAGCCGGACUGGAUGUGGAAGCUCUAAGGGUGCAGAAAAGGGCUCCAGAGCGUUGGCUUUCACCUUCGUCCUGGAAAUCACCCUGACUCUAGCUGCUGAGAUUCUUACCAGUUUUUCUGCCCUCACUGGACGUGUGUCACUUUGCCCACUUACUCUGGAGGAUCAACCCCACCCUCAGUCCUUUCCAUAGCUCGCACUUCCCGUCCUAGACCGUGUACUAUAGGAAAUUGCAAUCCUCUUACUGUAACUGUCCGUAACUCUAGUUUAGCUCAAUGGUAUUAUGGCAUGUCACAGGGAUUAAGGCUUUAUAUUCUGGGAUUUGAUGUUGGAACUAAGUUCACCAUCCAGAAAAAGGUCCUGGUCCCACGGAGCCCUCCUAAGCCAAUCGUACCUUUAACUGAUUUGGUGACCCUGCGUUCCAAAAACACCCAGACACAAUUUAACUGUCCCACCAUCGUUCCUGCUUCCUAGACCUCAGCUGCAAUGACAACACCUCCAACCCAGCCUGAAGUCCACUCUGGACAGUGUUCCUCACCUCCUGAGUCUCACCCAGCCUGAAGUCCAUUCUGGACAGCGUUCCUCACUUACCUCCUGAAUCUCACCCAGCCUGAAGUCCACUCUGGACAGUGUUCCUCACCUCCUGAAUCUCACCAGCCUGAAGUCCAUUCUGGACAGUGCUCCUCACUCACCUCCUGAAUCUCACCAGCCUGAAGUCCAUUCUGGUCAGUGCUCCUCACCUCCUGAAUCUCACCCAGCCUAAACUAGCCCGAGAUUGCUGGUUGUGCCUAAAGGCCAAACCCCCAUAUUAUGUUGGAUUAGGAGUAGAAGCCAUGCUAAAAAUUCUUUGUCAUACGUGCCCCCAUGCCCUUACACUAGGAGACGUGUCAGGAAUGCCUCCUGUCUAACUAGCAGGGUAUAAUUUAUCUGCUUCUCCCUCUCAGGCUACCUGGAAUCAGUCCCUGCUUACCUCCUUAAACGCCUCAGUCUUCUAUCAGGCACCCAACAAUACCUGGUUAGCCGGCACUUCAGGUCUCACUCACUGCAUCAGUGGGACUGAACCCUGACCUCUCCUGUGUGUUGGUUCAUGUACUCCCCCAGGUCUACCUGUACAGCAGGUCAGAAGAACAACUCCUCAUCGCUCCUCCUGAAUUGCAUCCCAGGUUUUGCCGAGUUGCCCCACUCCUUGUACCCCUUGUGGCCGGCCUUAGCAUAGCUGGGUCAGCAGCCAUCCGCACGACUGCCCUGAUUCAAGGAGAAACUGGGCUAAUGUCCCUAUCUCAACAAGUAGAUGAUGAUUUAAGCCAUCUCCAAUCAGCCAUAAAUAUACUGCAUGCCCAGGUAGAGCCUCUAGCGGAUGUAGUUCUUCAAAACCGCCGAGGCUGAGAUCUGCUAUUUCUCUCCCAAGGAGGGUUACGUGCAGCUUUGGGAGAAAGUUGUUUCUAUGCCAAUCAGUCUGAAGUCAUAAAAAAUACUCUUCAAAAAGUUCGAGAAAAUCUAGGCAAAUGCCAGCAGGAACAGGAGAGUAACACCCCCUGGUACCAAAGCAUGUUUAACUGGAAUCCCUGGCUAACUAAUUACCGGGCUGGCGGGAGCCCUUCUCCUCCUCUUAAGGUUCGUCUUCAGGCCUUGUCUAUUAAAUUGGUUGCUUAACUUUAUAAAGUAGCGCAUAGCUUCUGUCAAACUUGUGUAUCUUGGAACCCAAUAUAACCCCUUUGUUAUAACCGAGGAAUCAAUGAUUUGAUUCCCCAAAAACACGAGUGGGAAUGUGAUGCCCUCCCUUGUUUUUACCUGAUUGACUCUCUCAGCUGAGAGAGCCGGACAGACUCCAUUUUGGUUUCUCCGCUUGCAGCCCCUUGUCCCCCCUCCCUUAAGGACAUAACUGGUGCAUGCUGACUCCACGCACACCCAGGAGUGCGCUGAUAAGAUACUGAGGCAAGCUGUGCCAGCGGCCCCUGGACACGCGCUCGCUUGGUGGUACCCAAAGCCCCUGCAUUUGUCUCUUUGUGACAGUUUAAGCCCCUGAACCUGGAACUAUUUUCCUGUAACUGUUUCUGUAACCAUCUAUCUUUUAACUUUUUGCCUGUUCUGCUUCUGUAAAAAUUGCUUUAGACUCCCUCUCUCCUAUUUAGACCAAGAUAUAAAAAGAAAUCUAGCCCCUUCUUCAGGGCUAAAUUUUGAGCUCUAGCAGUCCCUCAGUCACCAGCAAUAAAGGACUCCUGAAUUA
Messenger RNA from Chlorocebus sabaeus (green monkey), 3348 nucleotides. Lineage: Eukaryota; Metazoa; Chordata; Mammalia; Primates; Cercopithecidae. The record is from RefSeq and is a predicted model, not a curated record.